Molecule: messenger RNA, 5618 nt
Organism: Hibiscus syriacus
Lineage: Eukaryota; Viridiplantae; Streptophyta; Magnoliopsida; Malvales; Malvaceae
Exons: 5
Coding region: 401-5359 (1652 amino acids)
Source: RefSeq, a predicted model, not a curated record
UGUGUCUCAUAUCGGCUCUACCUUCUUCAAUUUCUCACUUUCUCGCCUUAGAUUUUCUUUCCAAACAAGGACUGAGAAACGCCAAGAAAAUCCCAUUGUAUUUCAGUCUUCGGUUCUCCCGAUUGAAGAAAACAUUUCUGAAGCUGGAGAUCACCACUUUCUCAACGGAGUUGGAUCCGUUCACUGAGACCGCGAAAUCUGUUUUGGUAAGUUUGUCUUUGAAAAAGCGCCGUAGGUUUAUUCAAUUUUUGUGGAACUGAGAAACCUUAGUGAGAGCAGGUUAUUGUCUUUGUUCUUAGGUUAUUGGAAGAAGCGGUAGGUUAUUUUAGGGUUUGGUAAUUCGGAGAAAAAGGAGAAAACGGUGGCGUUUUGUUGGGGUGGUGCUGCCUCAUGCGAUUUGAUGCCGCCUGAACCGUUGCCUUGGGAUCGGAAGGAUUUUUACAAGGAGAGGACGCAGUCGCUGCCACAGCAGCCACUGACGGCUCGAUGGAGAGACUCUUCGAUGUUGCCUUAUCAGCAUGGAUCUUUUAGAGAAUUUACUCGUUGGGGAUCCGCUGACUUCCGUCCUCCUCCUGGUCAUGGUAGGCAGGGCAGUUGGCACCAGCUUGAGGAAAAUGCUGGUCAUGGAUAUGUUCCAUCGCGAUCAUGUACCAAGAUCUUGGUUGAUGAGAAUUUCCGUCAGUCAGAUUCUCAUGUAGAUGGGAAAUAUGGUCGAAACAGUAGGGAAAACAACAGAGGUUUUUAUAGCCAGAGAGAUUGGAGAGGUCAUUCUUGGGAAAGCUGCAAUGGGUCCCCAAGCACUCCUGGGAGGCCUCAUCACGUCAAUAAUGAGCUGAGGUCCAUGGAUGAUAUGUCAUCCUAUUCUCAUAUUCAUUCUGACUUUGUGAAAACAUGGGAUCAACUUCAAAAAAGCCAGCAUGAUAAUAAGACAAGUGCUGUAAAUGGGGUAGGCACAGGACAAAAAUGUCAGAAAGAGAAUUCAGUAGGCUCAAUUGAUUGGAAGCCUCUGAGGUGGAGUCGCUCUGGAAGCUUGUCUUCACGGGGUUCAGGCUUCAGCCAUUCAAGUAGCUCAAAGAGCUUAGGAGGUGUAGAAUCUGGUGAAGGGAAACUUGACUUGCAACAGAAAAAUUUGACUCCCGUCCAGUCUCCUUCUGGGGAUGCAGCAGCCUGUGUCACAUCUGCCGCACCUUCUGAUGAGACAAUGUCAAGAAAGAAGCCACGCCUUGCAUGGGGUGAGGGUCUGGCUAAGUAUGAGAAAAAGAAAGUUGAAGGCCCUGAUACAAGAACAGAGAGAGGUGGGGCUAUGAUUUCCGUCUGUAAUACAGAGUCGAACAAUUCUCUGAGUUCUAACUUGGCAGAGAAGAGCCCUAGAGUCCUUGGAUUUUCUGACUGUGCUUCUCCUGCAACUCCUUCAUCUGUUGCUUGCAGUUCCUCACCUGGUGUCGAAGAAAAAUCAUUUGGCAAAGCUGCAAAUAUUGAUAAUGAUAUUAGUAAUUUAUGUGGUUCUCCAAGUAUUCGUUCUCAAAAUCAUCUAGAAGAACCAUCUUUUAAUUUAGAUAAAUUGGAUAUCAAUUCAAUUAAUAAUAUGGGCUCUUCACUUAUUAAUUUGCUUCAGCCUGAUGAUCCUUGUACUUUAGAUUAUAGUUUUGUUCGGUCUACUGCAAUAAAUAAGUUGCUACUGUUGAAAGGUGAUGUGUUGAAGGCUUUGGAAAUGACUGAAUCUGAAAUUGAUUCACUUGAAAAUGAAUUCAAGUCGUUGAAAGAUGACACUAGAAAUGGAUGUCCUUUUCCAGCAACAUCUAGUUCUCUUCCUAUUGAGCAACUUGGGAAAGCUUGUGGUGAACAAGAGACCGCAUCCAGUAUGAUCCCUCGACCUGCCCCUUUGAAGAUUGAUACUUGUGCUGAUGUUGCUGUGGAGAACCUGCCCCUUUGUAAUGGUGUCCUGGAAGAAGUUAACGAUGUUAAAGACAGGGAUAUUGAUAGUCCUGGAACAGCAACAUCUAAAUUUGUGGAACCAUCGUCUUUGGAGAAAGCAGUUUCUCCGUCUGAUAUUGUGAAGCUCCACGAAUGCUCUUUUGAUUUGGGUUCUGUUCAAACAAUUGAUAAUGAAGGCAGUGUGCUUAAAAAGAUUGAUAAUGAUGCACCUGUUUCAGAAUCUUCAAGCUCUGAUGCUGGUGGAGAGAAUGUUAUGUACGAAAUAAUAUUGGCUGCUAAUAAGGAAUUGGCUAAUGUAGCUUCUGAAGUAUUUAAUAAACUACUGCCAAAAGAGCUCAAUGGUGUUUCAGUUUCUGAAAUUGCUAAUGUAGCACGCAUGCAGUCUGAUACCAUAAUCAGGGAAAAAAUUGCAAUGAGGAAGCAGUACUUAACAUUUAAGGAGAGAGUUUUGACACUUAAAUUUAAAGCAUUUCAGAAGGCAUGGAAGGAAGAUAUGCGAUUGCUUUCGAUGAGAAAAUGUCGUGCAAAGUCUCAGAAGUAUGAACUAAGUUUACGUUCAGCGCAUGGCGGCUACCAAAAGCAUCGAUCUUCUAUUCGUUUCCGAGUCACUUCUCCUGCUGGAAAUCUGGUCUCAGAACCUAGUGCAGAGAUGAUCAAUUUUGCUAGCAAACUACUUCUAGAUUCCCAUGACUGGAUUCACAGGAAUGCUUUGAAAAUGCCAGCAUUAAUUUUGGAUGAUAAAGAGAAGAAGGUUUCGAGGUUUAUCUCUAGUAAUGGAUUGGUUGAAGACCCAUUAACUAUUGAGAAAGAAAGAGCUUUGAUCAAUCCUUGGACAUCAGAGGAGAAGGAAAUUUUUAUAGAUAAAUUGGCUUCCUUUGGGAAGGACUUCAGGAAAAUUGCAUCCUUUCUUGAUCACAAGACUACUGCACACUGUGUUGAGUUCUAUUACAAGAAUCACAAGUCUGAAUGUUUUGAGAAAACAAAGAACAAGAAUGAUCCCAGUAAGCAGGGGAAGUCUGCUGUGGAUACUUACUUGUUGACAUCGGGGAAAAAACGGAGCCGUGAAAAUGCAGCAUCCCAUGAUGUUCUCGGUGCAGCUUCAGUUAUAGCAGCUCAUGCCAAAAGUAGCAUUCAAAACCGGCAUAAAUCUUCUGGCAGGAUCUUUUUAGGAGGGAGGCUUGUUUCAAAAACAUCUCGAGUUGAUGAUAGCAGUGCUAUAAGGUCUUCUAAUUUUGAAAUUGUUGGAAGUGAUCAAGAUACCGUUGCUGCUGAUGUUUUAGCUGGUAUAUGCGGUUCUUUCUCUUCAGAGGCAAUGAGUUCCUGUAUCACUAGUGCUGGCCCUGGAGAGAGUUACCAUCAUGACUGGAAGUGCCACAAAGUUGAUUUCGUGGUGAAAAGGCCGUCAGCAUCUGAUGUCUUGCAGAAUGUUGAUGAGGAUACUUGUUCAGAUGAGAGUUGUGGGGAAAUGGUUUCUGCUCAUUGGACCGAUGAGGAAAAAUCCAUCUUUAUACAGGCUGUCUCAUCUUAUGGUAAGGAUUUUGAAAUGAUUUCACGGUAUGUUGGUACAAGAACCAGGGAUCAGUGCAAGGUUUUCUUUAGCAAGGCUCGUAAAUGCCUUGGACUUGAUUUGAUACAGUCAACAACAAGAAACAUGGGUACUCCCAUGAGUGAUGAUGCCAAUGGUGGUGGGACUGAUACGGAAGAUGCUUGUGUACAAGAGAGCUUGGUUAUUUGUGGUGAUAAGUUGGGAUCUAAUGUGGAAGACAACUUACCUCCCACUAUUUUGAGCAUGAAUGAGGAUGAAUCGGAUCCUACCAGGGAAGUGAGUUUGCAAACUGAUCUGAUCAUGUCAGAGGGGAAUGAUGGGAGACUAGUAGAUCACCAAAACUCUGAGGCGGCGGAAGCUAUUUUUUCUGAUGUAGACCCAGCUGGGCCAAUUUCUGAAGGUGGUGCUGAUGAUAUGGAUGUUGAGAGCAAACAGGCUGAAUCACUACAGGUUCAGAUAAGUGUUGCUUUGGCCAAUUUAAGUGCUCUAAGAAAGCACAGUGAACGGGGUGUUUCUCUUGCUGUAUCCGCAUCUCAUGGUGGGUCAGUUGAUCCGUGUCUUUCUAGUUUAGAUGCAUCGGUUGAGCCCAAAUCUGAUGCUGCCUGGUCUACUGAGGGGUUUGGAAAUAAUUUGGAGGCACAGAAAACAUUGUUGUACAAAAAUGGUAUGGGUGAAUGUGAUGCAAAUUGCAGUGCGGAGACUGGCAGUCAAGUUACAUGUAGGCCUGAUUCAAAUAGAACUGGUUAUGAGUCCAUUGAUAAAAAUUUUGACGCUAAAGGUCUGCAUCAAGCCCCUCUUGACUUGGAUUUCGCCGGAAAGCCUUCAAUCUUAUUAUUCCCUGAUGAAAGCUCUUUUGCUAAAGUUUCUGCAUUACAUGAUUCUGGUACCUCUCAAUGUGAGAACAUAUGCAACCAAGAUAAGUUGUCAUCAACACUUGCUUAUCCGGAGACCGAAGACAAACAGGCUCACAAAGCUGUUAGCGGACAUGUGUCUGAUCAAUUUUAUGGAAAGCCCUUGGUGGAUCUUUCUGAACUGCAAAUCUCAACUUUAAAAGAAAUAAAUGGUGAUGUAGGGCGUAGUCAGUUGCCUGAAGUUAAAAGGCUUUCACCAUCAGAAAGGGGUGUUACUGGUUCAUUUUUGGCUCAUGAUUAUCUUCAUAAGUGCAAUGGUCAAAAAGCAGCAGCUGAGCUUCCACGACUGGUACAAAAAUUAGAGCAAGCAAACAGUCGGCAGAAAUCCCACUUUCGUAGUCUGUCAGAUACAGAAAAACCUUGCAGGAAUGGAAAUGUCAAGUUGUUCGGUCAGAUACUCAAUUCCAGUUCCCAAGACGAUGAAAAGGUGGCCCAUUUCUCAAGACAAAGUGCGAAGUGUUCAGAUUUGAACUUGACGGGUCGUAAAAAUGCUGAUGGAAAUAGAUCUUUCUCAAAGUUCGACCCAAACAUUAUUUUUGCACCUGAAAAUAUUCCCAAGAGAAGUUUUGGUUUCUGGGAUGGCAACAGGAUACAAACUGGGUUGUCAUCUUUGCCAGAUUCUGCUAUUUUAGUGGCAAAGUAUCCUGCUGCAUUUGUUAAUUAUCCUUCUUCAUCCUCGUCUCAAAUGGAGCAGCAGGCAUCACAGACUGUUGUUCGGAAUACUGACGGAAAUUUGAACGGUGUUUCAGUCUUUACCCCAAGGGAAAUAAACAGCAACAGCACUGUAAUGGAUUAUCAAGCGUACAGGGGCCAUGAUUGUACCAAGGUAGAACCAUUUACCACAGAUGGAAAGCAGCAACAAGGAAUGUUCUCCGAGAUGCAAAGACCAUAUGGUGGGCAGAGUGGGAGUAGAAUGAGGGAAGAGGAGUCGUGGAGAGGUAAGGGGGACAUGGACAUACGCAGGUAGUAGAAACCAAAUUCCUCGCUUGCAAAUAACUCUUUGCUGAACACUGUAUAAUAGGUUUUUUUGUAUUUGUUUCUAAUGGAUGUCAUGAUGAUAAGGGCAAGCAGUCCAGAAAGUCUUUUUUUUUUUGAGUUAGAAAGAAACAUUUUAGGUGGCCUUUGUAAUAGUUGCAGCAGCUGUCUUUGUAUUUGUAUUUGAUGGAAAAAUACACAAAUAAUCUGUCAAAAGUUUAGGGGGGCAAUCCUGCUAUUUGUCGUUUCUU